Messenger RNA from Passer domesticus (house sparrow), 1272 nucleotides. RefSeq names its product zinc finger and SCAN domain-containing protein 2-like. Lineage: Eukaryota; Metazoa; Chordata; Aves; Passeriformes; Passeridae. The record is from RefSeq and is a predicted model, not a curated record. The annotation marks the transcript as partial. The transcript is spliced from 2 exons.
AUGGAGACCAGCGACGACAAAUCUCCAGAGCAGAACCUUGUGGAAGAGGCUGUUUUGAGUGGCUCCAUGGCACAGGAAUCCAGUGGGGAAGAAAAUUCCCUGAGAUACUGCAGGAGGAGGGGCUCCAAAUCCAGCCCAGGUGAGGAGGAAAGACCCACCCUGUGCCAGGAAGGUGGACAGAGCUUCAGGCAGGGAUCAGAGCUGGUGAUCCAUGAGCAGCUUCAUGAUGGGGAGAAGCCCUACAAGUGCUUGGAGUGUGGGAAGAGCUUCAGGUGGAGCAGCCACCUGAUCAGCCACCAGAUGAUCCACACUGGGGAAUGGGCCUACGAGUGUGGAGAGUGUGGGAAGGGCUUCAGCUACAGAUCCACCCUUGUGACCCACCAACGCAUCCACACCGGGGAGAGGCUCUAUGAAUGUCUUGAGUGUCAGAAGAGAUUUCAGACCCGCUACAAUCUCCUCAGGCACCAAAGGAUUCACACUGAUGAGAGGCCCUUCCUCUGCCCUGACUGCGGGAAGCACUUCAAGCAGAAUUCCCACCUCGUCACCCACCAGAGCAUCCACACUGAUGAGAGGUCCUUCCUCUGCCCUGACUGCGGGAAGGGCUUCAAGCAGACUUCCCACCUCGUCACCCACCGGCGCAUCCACACUGGGGAGAGGCCCUACGAGUGUCCCCAGUGUGGACAGAGCUUCAGCCAGGGAUCAGAGCUGGUGAUCCAUGAGCAGCUUCAUGAUGGGGAGAAGCCCUACAAGUGCUUGGAGUGUGGGAAGAGCUUCAGGCAGAGCAGCACCCUGAUCAGCCACCAGAUGAUCCACACUGGGGAAUGGGCCUAUGAGUGUGGGGAAUGUGGGAAGGGCUUCAGCUGCAGCUCAAAACUUGUCAGGCAUCAACGCAUCCACACUGGGGAGAGGCCCUACGAGUGUCCUGAGUGCCAGAAGAGGUUUCACACCAGCUCAAAUCUCCUCUGCCACCAGCGGAUUCACACAGAUGAGAGGCCCUUCCACUGUUCUGACUGUGGGAAGAGCUUCAAGUACAACUCCUACCUCAUGAAGCACCAGCGCAUCCACACUGGGGAGAGGCCCUACGAGUGUCCCCAGUGUGGGAAGAGGUUUCACAUGAGCUCCAAUCUCCUCCAGCACCAGCAGAUUCACACAGAUGAGAGGCCCUUCCGCUGCCCUGACUGCGGGAAGGGCUUCAACUGCAACUCCCACCUUGUCACCCACCAGCGUAUCCACACUGGGGAGAGGCCCUACGAGUGUCCCCAAUGUGGGAAG